This is a messenger RNA of Paecilomyces variotii, 258 nucleotides long. RefSeq lists its product as hypothetical. Lineage: Eukaryota; Fungi; Ascomycota; Eurotiomycetes; Eurotiales; Thermoascaceae. The record is from RefSeq and is a predicted model, not a curated record. Bases 1 to 258 code for a protein of 85 amino acids. The transcript is spliced from 2 exons.
AUGAGCAAUAAUCAGAAAUCACACCCCUCGGAAGUCAAAACACUAGGACGUAGUCCGAAGUCCCUCACCGCGCCUUUAGCUGCUUUCACUAUGGCGAUUGUCCUCGGUUCGUGGUGUAUUAGCUCGAUCCGAUCUGCACGUCGGGAUGCGCGAUAUCAUCUAUCUGAUCGUGAUGAGGGUGCUGCUUCUUCUUCUCGAGGACAGGGCUCCGAACCCGGGUGGUUGACGAAGGCGUUGGAGGAUAGUAAGGGGAAGUAG